UUACGUCUAGUUCUGAUUCUUUACUACACGGAACAAUCUAAUGUGUUCGGUUCUGCUACCCGUCCGUUUAUUUAUCUGUCUGUGGUUUAUAGUGUUGAGAUUAAACCUCACGCCCGAGUCUCAGAUUGUGUUUUAGCUCGUUUGCGAACAGCUGCGUUUGACACGUGUUUUGUUUGCGUUGAAACGACAGGUCACGUGAUGCCGCAGGUGACGGGACCGAUGCUGCUUCAGCUCGCGCUGCUCCUGUGCGCUUUGCCCGCACAGUAUCUCAUAAUGGAGUGGACCAGCGGGACCGUAGCACAACGCAGACUGGCAACUCAGGGAAUACUAGACACAUGGAAAAUCACGAGGAUGUCAUAUCUGAACAUGACCGUUUGGGUCGACUGGAUCGCUUCUUGGAUGCCCAAAUUUCCAGUGCUGGGAGCGGAAGAGGAGCUGGAGAUGAUCCGAGCAGAUAUCAUGGUCCUGGAGGUUCUGAUGCGCAGUAAUAACCAAGGCUACUUUGCAGCUUCAGAGGUGCCACGCAGUCCCAGGCCGGAGUAUGUGCUGCAUCGAGUAGGAGAGGUCGUCAUGGAGAUGGACAAUCACAUGGUGGGGGUGAUAGUAGGCUGGGACGAAGGACUUCGGGUUCCUCCAGAGUGGUUAAGGAGGAAGAAAUACACCAACUCUGAGCUAAAGAGAAUGGAGAACACCCCACACUACAAAAUUUUGUUCAGUGGACCUGAUGAAUCCUCUAUGAUGAUUGGAUACCUGCCCCAGAAUAUACUCCAGCUCAUCGAGGGAUACAGGAUAUCCCCACCCUAGAGGACUAUUUCUCCCACUUUAACGGGAAAAAAUUUGUGAUGCUCGACUGGCUGAACGCACUUUACCCAGAAGACUGAGAGAGAAACAGAGACGGACACACCGGCACGUCGGAUCGAGUUGACAAGUCGACGUAUCGCGGAGGUGUGGGAGUCGUUCUGCUGUGAAUAAGCACUUGUCACUUUAUGCGCAGCUCUCCUCAGUGUCAUUGCCUCUGAGUCUCCUGAUGGAGUCUGGAUGUGAUUUAAGCCAUGACUGUGUUUCAGCAUUUUUACAGUUAGGACUACAAAUUCAGGGAUGAUUAACACACAGAAAUAAAUCAGAGCUAACCACGCAGUGAGACGUUUUAUUGUUGCGUUAUUUAAAAGAUCGUGUUUGUUAGACAUACACGGGUAAUGAAUGUAAUUCAGGUCAUCAGGGUUUAUCCUCAGUAUUGUACAAUAGAUUUUUAACAUGCUUUUAAACAGUGUUUUCAAGAAAAUGUCUACUAGAAGUAAAACGAAUAAAUAACCAAACACCUGAGCUAA
This is a messenger RNA of Tachysurus vachellii, 1328 nucleotides long. RefSeq lists its product as uncharacterized. NCBI's taxonomy places the organism in Eukaryota, Metazoa, Chordata, Actinopteri, Siluriformes, Bagridae. Gene Ontology annotation, molecular function: DNA binding. The transcript is spliced from 6 exons. The record is from RefSeq and is a predicted model, not a curated record. The coding region runs from base 199 to 804 and encodes 201 amino acids.